AUGGCGGGCCGGGCGGGCCGGGCGGGCCUCAGCGGGCGCGCAUCCGCCCCGCGGCCGGGCGGGAGCCGAGCCGGGGCCGCCCCGACGGCGGGCGGCGGGCGAGCGCGGGGCCGGCGCCGCGGGGGGGGCUGGCGGGCGGCCGCGGCGCUGUCCCCGCGCGCCCCCCGCGCCGCACCUGCCGGGGCCGCCGCCCCGCGGCAGGCGAGCGCUCCCCCGGGGCCCACGCGCGUGCGGCCGCCGCGCCGGCAAAGGCUCCGCCGAGGCCCGCGGGGCGGCGGGGGCGGGGGCGGCGGCGGAGGCGGCGGCGAGCGCCCGUCGGGGCCGAGCGGCGCGGACCGAGCGGCGCCUCCGCAGCGGGACCCGCCGUCUGCGCCGCGCGCCCCGCCCCCGCCGCCCGUGGGGCCCGCGCGCCGCCUCGGCCCCGCCCCGGCCCCGCCCCCUCCGGCCCCGACCAAUGGGGGCGCGGGGCGGGGGCGGGGGCGGGGCCGAGGCCGCGACGCCGGGAGGCUGCUGCUCCGCCCGGGCGAGGGGGCGAGGGGCCGAGGGGGGACCCGCAGCCCCGCCCGGUGCGCAGACCGUCGCUGGGGACCCGAAACGCCUCGGGCGGGUGCGGAGGUACAGGGCCCCGCAGGUGCCCGCCGCGCCCGGAGGUGCGGCGCUUCCUCUGCCCGCGGCCGCCUCCGCACCUCCUCGCUGGCACCCGGGCCCUCCCCGCCGUCGCCUUGCACGCGCGGUGGGCGCUUCUCCUUGCGCGACCCCUGCUCAGCCUCUGCUCCCCGCGCGCCCCCUCCUGGCUCCCCGUGCUCCCGGCCGGUGCCCCAGGCGGGCGCCCCACACCCCGCGCUGUGCCCGCGCCCUGCGGGCCCCAGGGCCGAUCCAGCGGGCGUGGGAGACGCGCCCUGCAGAGCGCCUGGGACGGGCUUUGCUCGCCCCGUGGUCAGGGCCCUGGCGGCUCGCGAGAGCAGCUCUGCACGGAAGCCCCCGUCGCCUCAGCCCCCUCUGCACGCUCUGCUCUUCCGGGGCGCUCCCUCGCUGCGCUAA
This is a messenger RNA of Canis lupus familiaris (dog), 1041 nucleotides long. Its product is annotated as translation initiation factor IF-2-like. Lineage: Eukaryota; Metazoa; Chordata; Mammalia; Carnivora; Canidae. The record is from RefSeq and is a predicted model, not a curated record. Bases 1 to 1041 code for a protein of 346 amino acids. The transcript has 2 exons.